This is a messenger RNA of Rhizophagus irregularis DAOM 181602=DAOM 197198, 527 nucleotides long. Lineage: Eukaryota; Fungi; Glomeromycota; Glomeromycetes; Glomerales; Glomeraceae. The record is from RefSeq and is a predicted model, not a curated record.
AUACGGCAAUCGGGAGUUUCAGAGUUAAAAAUUUUUUGAAAAUUUUGCCAACGUAUGAGAUCCUGUGGACAAGGAAAGUCUGGGGAAUACCCGAAUGUUAAAUGUCCGCGUUGCUUAAUUGAAGAAGAAAAGUGGGAACAUAUAUGGAUCUGUUGGAUCUGUAGUAAAAAUAGCCAAGACGCAUCAGAAUAUUUAAUUUUUAAAGAAAGUGUUAAAUGAAGUCGUAGAUAAAGAGCUGGUAGAGAUAGAAAAAGAAGAUAUACUUAAAUUCAAAGAAAGAGUGCUAUCAAGUGCUAAGUUUUUUGCUAAUUCUUCGACUUUAUCUAUGCAUGAGGCUAAUACAUAAUAUAUUACAUAGGAUAGUGAUCAUAUUUUAAUUUAGUCUUUACUCUGUUUUAUUAUACGGAGAUUUUGAUAUGGAUAGAUUUAGUUUUCAUUUUUGUUAGCUAAAUUUCAAUGUAUUUUUUAUUAAUAUAUUGAUAUAAUUAAAAGAAAACUACUUUGAAAUUGUGUGAAUUUAUUAACGG